AUGUCUACCAUCACUUUGAAAGAAAGCUGGAACACCGCUCAGACCGUGGUUCGGAUUGAACAACCGGGAAAGUACACCGGACUCGAGAGGAUAAUGCUCGCUGCUCAGGGUGACCUUCAGCGUCUUCUCAGCUCAUUUUUCGCGGAUACCAUCGACAUAGAAGUGAUCUAUGCCAAAAACACUCCGCGGAUUGCCCCCGCCGCUCCAGAUGCCCCUAUCAUUCAAACGCGGAAAGUUCUCCUCAAGUGUCGAUCCGUCGUCGUUUGCACUGCGACAUCCACAGUAACGCUGACCUCCCCUGAAUGUGAACGACUCAUUCUGGAUGAGAAGUUUGCCAUCGGACAAACAUUUAGACAGAUGAAGCAAGUCCCGGCGUUCCUGUUGAAGGACAUAGAGCUUAAUGAAACUCCCGCGGGUGAGGAAGAGCUGAGGAGAACGUAUACCCUCACUUCUCCUGGAAUUGAAUGCGAAAUCUUGGAGGUUUUCCCUUCAAGGGACAUGUUCGUGUAUGGCGAGGAGUGGCUCGCGAAGCAACGUCUGAUUACCAGCAUGCGCUGGAGUCCUGAGACCGACGGUUCUUCUUCUGGUUCUGAAUAG
Messenger RNA from Lentinula edodes (shiitake mushroom), 597 nucleotides. RefSeq lists its product as uncharacterized. The transcript has 3 exons. Bases 1 to 597 code for a protein of 198 amino acids. Lineage: Eukaryota; Fungi; Basidiomycota; Agaricomycetes; Agaricales; Omphalotaceae. The record is from RefSeq and is a predicted model, not a curated record.